GGAGGGGAGAAUCGAGAACUGCCGGCCUAGCCAGGCCGAGAUGCAAUUGCCCUGGUGGUGGGAGCUAGGCGACCCUUGUGCUUGGACUGGACAGGGUUGGGGGACACGCAGGAUGAGCCCCUCGACCACUGGCACCUUCUUGCUGACAGUGUACACCAUCUUCUCACAGGUGCACUCUGAUCGGGAUGUGUACCCAUCUGCUGGAGUCCUCUUUGUUCAUGUUUUGGAAAGAGAAUCUUUUAAGGGAGAAUUUCCACCUUACCCCAAACCUGGUGAGAUUAGUAAUGAUCCCAUAACAUUUAACACAAAUUUAAUGGGUUAUCCAGACCGACCUGGAUGGCUUCGAUAUAUCCAAAGGACACCGUAUAGUGAUGGAGUCCUAUAUGGGUCUCCAACAGCUGACAAUGUGGGGAAGCCAACAAUCAUUGAGAUAACUGCCUACAAUAGGCGUACCUUUGAGACUGCAAGGCAUAAUUUGAUAAUUAAUAUAAUGUCAGCAGAAGACUUCCCGUUACCAUAUCAAGCAGAAUUCUUCAUUAAAAAUAUGAAUGUAGAAGAAAUGUUGGCAAGUGAAGUUCUCGGAGACUUUCUUGGGGCCGUGAAAAAUGUGUGGCAGCCGGAGCGCCUGAACGCCAUUAACAUCACGUCGGCCCUGGACAGGGGGGGCAGGGUUCCGCUCCCCAUUAAUGACAUGAAGGAGGGCGUUUAUGUCAUGGUUGGUGCAGACGUCCCAUUUUCUUCUUGCUUACGAGAAGUUGAAAAUCCGCAGAAUCAACUGAGAUGCAGUCAAGAAAUGGAGCCUGUAAUCACAUGUGAUAAAAAAUUUCGUACUCAAUUUUACAUUGACUGGUGCAAAAUUUCAUUGGUUGAUAAAACAAAGCAAGUGUCCACCUAUCAGGAAGUGAUUCGCGGAGAGGGGAUUUUACCUGAUGGUGGAGAGUACAAACCCCCUUCCGAUUCUUUGAAAAGCAGAGACUAUUACACGGAUUUCCUAAUUACACUGGCUGUGCCCUCGGCAGUAGCAUUGGUCCUUUUUCUAAUACUUGCUUAUAUCAUGUGCUGCCGACGGGAAGGAGUGGAAAAGAGAAACAUGCAAACACCAGACAUCCAACUGGUCCAUCAUAGUGCUAUUCAGAAAUCUACCAAAGAACUUCGUGACAUGUCCAAGAAUAGAGAGAUAGCUUGGCCCCUGUCAACACUUCCUGUGUUUCACCCAGUAACAGGGGAAAUCAUACCUCCUCUCCACGCAGACAACUAUGAGAGCACCAAUAUGCCAUUGAUGCAAACGCAGCAGAAUUUGCCACAUCAGACUCAGAUUCCCCAACAGCAGACUACGGGAGAUUUUCGUUUGACAACUUUUCAAAGAUUUGAGGUAAAUGGUAUCCCUGAAGAAAGAAAACUGACGGAAGCAAUGAAUUUGUAAUGCGACAAUAUAGCCGUUAUAGCUUAUUUCUUCUCUCUUCCAAUAAUGCAUGAGCUUUUCUGGCGUGUGUUGUGCAUGUCGACAGUAUUAAGUAUGUACCAAAUAAUACAAUAUAACUUUCAUUUUACUAAUGUAUUUCUUUUGUACUUAAAGCAUUUUUGACAAUUUGUAAAACAUUGAUGACUAUAUAUUUGUUACAAUAAAAAGUGAUCUUUAAAAUAAAUAUUAUUAAUGAAGCCUAACGUCUGGUGAAAUUUACUUCAAGAAGUGUUCGAUUGCCUCCUAUAUAGUGGGAAGCUUUUGUUGCUAAGGAACAGGUUCAUGUGGUCAUUCUUC
Pteronotus mesoamericanus is the source of this 1759-nucleotide messenger RNA. RefSeq names its product sarcoglycan epsilon (gene SGCE). The transcript is spliced from 12 exons. The record is from RefSeq and is a predicted model, not a curated record. Gene Ontology annotation, cellular component: sarcoglycan complex; membrane. The coding region runs from base 41 to 1423 and encodes 460 amino acids. NCBI's taxonomy places the organism in Eukaryota, Metazoa, Chordata, Mammalia, Chiroptera, Mormoopidae.